CCCUUUCCGAGAAUGAAGAUGUGCUGCAAAUUGUAUCUUCGAAGUUGAGACCUGAAUUCCAACCUUUCUCCAAGGUUAUCGUCGAGUUCUCUUAUUGGUUUGGGAAGAAUUUUCGAUCUACGGCUUCAACAGCAUUUUCCAUUAGAGACAUUCUAGUUUGGGUCAAGUUUGUCAAUGAGAGCGUGGGUCAUCAUCCUGCAUCUUCUAUGAUCCACGGUGCUGCAACCGUUUUCAUUGACACCCUUGGUGCAAAUCCAUCUGCGCUAAUCGCACUUGACCCUAAGAGUAUGGAUACACAGCGACAGAGAUGUUUAGAUAAGCUAAGCGAGUUGCUUGGUUGCGAUGCGACUGCGGUAUAUCGAGCACAGCUACAAUUAACUAUUGAUGCUAAUAAACUACGGAUCGGCGAUUUCUCUAUUGAACGUACCACAAAUGAGGACUUCGAAACCGGAUUUGCCUUACAUGCACCAACCACCAAGCUCAACGCGAUGAGAAUUAUUCGUGCUCUCAAGGUGCAGAAACCUAUUCUAUUAGAAGGCAGUCCGGGUGUGGGGAAAACAACAUUGGUCAGUGCUCUUGCUCGAGCGUGUGGACGGCCCUUGACAAGAAUUAAUCUUUCCGACCAAACUGAUCUUAUGGAUCUUUUUGGAACGGAUGUCCCCGUAGAAGGAGCUGAAGCAGGUCAUUUCGCAUGGAGGGAUGCACCAUUUCUUCGAGCUAUGCAGAAUGGAGAGUGGGUACUUCUUGAUGAGAUGAACCUGGCUUCACAGUCCGUCUUAGAAGGCCUUAACGCUUGUCUCGAUCAUCGAGGAGAAGUUUAUAUUUCCGAACUUGACCAAGUCUUCAAAAGACAUCCCAACUUUCGUCUUUUCGCAGCACAGAACCCACAUCAUCAAGGUGGAGGGCGAAAGGGGUUGCCUAGCUCUUUCGUCAAUCGUUUCAUUGUUGUGUAUGCUGAUGUCUUCACUGAAGAGGAUCUCUUACUGAUUGCACAACAUAACUUCCCCAAAGUCUCCGCCGAUAUUGUACGACGAAUGAUCAACUUCAUUUCAAACCUUGAAACACGGAUUCUUGUUGAGAGAGUAUUCGGGGCCCAAGGUAGUCCUUGGGAAUUUAAUCUUCGUGAUACCCUACGUUGGCUGCAUUUGCUUACGUCUUCGGAUCCUCUGCUUAGCACUGGUAGUGUUGACGACUUCCUGGGCAUAGCAAUUCGACAGCGUUUCCGGACUGAGAAAGACAGACUCGAAGUGGACAAGCUUUUCGCCGAAAUAUUCGAGGCGCCACCAAAAAGCCACCAGUUAUACCAUAACAUUUGUUCUUCCUCACUUCAAGUUGGGCUUGCACUAAUGCAACGGAAUCAGCUUGUGCAACCUUCACAAUUCCCUAGCAUGGAUAUUGUUCCUCGACUCUCCGAAAUAGAGUCCCUCUUAAUUUGCAUCAAGCAGAAUAUCCCAUGUAUUCUUGUUGGGCCUUCGGGAAGUGGAAAGUCCAUGCUACUGCAACACAUCGCUGCAUCAUCCGGUAAAUCACUGGUCACAUUCCCCAUGAAUGCUGAUAUAGACACUAUGGACCUCGUGGGUGGAUUCGAACAAUCCGACCCUAUACGCGAGUUGAAUACUGCAUUGAGAGAAUUACAAGAAGCCUUGCAAUUGUCAACAGUAAGCGUUUUAGGUGAAGGCGUUCCAGAUUCGGCAAUCGACUUGUUGAAUGCUCUUAGUUCUACGAAGGAUCAGAUAGAGGAGCGUCAAUAUCUCGUGGAUUGCAUUCGAAAUCUUCAGAGUCAAAUAUCGGCAGGUUCGGAGCUUGCUACUAUUCUCACUAAUGCGCGCGACGUUCUUCAACGUCCUAUUAAUAUCUCGAACCCUAGAUUUGAAUGGUUGGACGGUAUUAUCGUCAAGGCCCUUCAGAAAGGAGAUUGGUUGGUACUUGACAACGCGAACCUCUGCAGCGCUUCAGUUCUCGAUAGGUUAAACUCCUUGCUUGAACCAGAGGGUUUCCUAAUAAUCAACGAACACUGCGGUCCCAAUGGUGAGGCCCGAGUUAUCAAGCCUCAUCCCGAUUUUAGGGUGUUCUUGACCGUCGACCCUCGCUACGGAGAACUCUCACGGGCGAUGAGGAACCGUGCUAUUGAGAUCUACAUCGAACCGCAUACUUCUGCUUUGGAAGUAUGGCGGGGUAGAGUGACUGAAGUAGAGUCGAGUUUAAAGAGAUAUGAACUGUUAGAUUCAACAUCCUAUAUCAGGUCGUUUGUAUCAUCUGUCGCUCAGAACUCCUUAUCCUUCAUUGAUUUACCUCUACUCGAUAAGUUCGAUGUCCACCAAGGCCGCACUGGACUACCACGACGAACCGAUCUCACUGAAUACUAUCUUGACCAUACGGUGGAGGAUAUGACCUCUAGACAUGUCGUGACUGGCUCGUUUGUAGAGUCACCCCUCACGGUCGAUAUACAAAAAGCAAUCCACCAUCUAUAUGCAGCUUUGUCUACGAGCGUUUCUCCCGGGCUCGAAAGUAUGCAGCCGAUUCAUCCUUUGCAAAACUCGGUGGUUGUCCCUUUGCUUCAAGGACAUUCUCCUCGCCUUCCCUUCUGGUUAGCAACUUGUUACGACUUGUAUACCGACAUUAUCGAUGCCCACCUCCAACUCGAAUUCGAAGAGAUCCGCCGUGCAUCAAGCCAAUUAUCAGAGUACAACUGGCUUCAACGUUCUGUUGUCGCAGGUAGUGUCGCUGCUGUGGCAAAAGAUCCCACGGUUAAGUCGGCCAAGUUUAUUGUUGGUGUUCUCGAAGAACUCGACUCGUUUAUGCGCUCCAAUCUUUCAAACCCUGGCUCAUGGAAGGAUCGAUCAUACUUUUUCCGAGACAUUAUGGUCUGCUGGUGGAAUAUGUAUCGGGAUCUGACAGCAGCCACUUUCCAUGGGGCGAUCUUCCAGGCUCGUCUUGGUAUGGCUUCAACUAUGCUAUCUAGCCGCAUCUCCCACAGCGAAGAUGAUCAGGUACGUGAAUUAGCUUCACGAAUUCUCAGGGGCCUGGAUGAAUGCUUCGUCUCCGGAUUCAAGUUAUCUACGGGACUGAAUAUGGAAAGCCUCUGGAAAUUGUUGAGGCCGAUUCCAAUUGGAACCGAGUCGCUUCUCGAUAAUAUCGUUUGUAUGGAACAACUGGCUUCUCAGUUUGACUUGGUCAAAUGGCAAUCUACGGCCGCGCCAUCUGACCUCGCUAAAAUCAUGGAUUCGUUCGUUAAAGCAUAUCAGCUUAUUCGGUUGGACGAGCCAAAUGUGGAUGCUCUUUUGGAGGCAUUGAAGGUUGAGAUUGAUCAACUGCUUAACAAUAUAACUGAAAACAGUGCCUCGAUCUCUCCAUUUAUGGUCGAAGAGUUUGAAACCAUAAGGCAGAUAAUUUUUCUCGAUGGCUUAUCGCACCAGGUCGAACCUCUGCAAGAAUCAAACGAAAUGAUCUUACUGUCCAAUAUUCCGCUUACCACCCAGAUGCGUGUCAGCAGUGCUACCGAUACGUCAAAACUUCUGUUGUCAAUGGAGUGUAUUUCCAGCGAAAACAAUCACCAGCAGCAUUGGGAUGGGAAUUUAUCCGCUAGAGUCUUAUCAAAGCUUGAUGCCGUGAAUUCAGCGAGCCUCAGCUCUCUUGCUUCACUCGAAGCGGAAUUGCCAAUCAUAGCCAGGCAGAUAGGUACUAAUACGCAAGCAAUUGCAGACGAUCGGCUUGAUAAACUAAGGGAGGUACUCUGGUACCUCGUUUCGGACGUAACGGCUGUCUACGACUCAUCAUUAGCUGAUGCAUUCGCUUCGGUUCGCGAGGCGUCUGCUACAAUCGAUGAAAAGACCAUAAUCGAGUUCGAUAAAGAGGAUUUAUCAUUCGACGUGAACAGACUUUUACCAGAUGCAGCAAUAUUUGGACAGUGGGAGUCUUCUCGUAUUGCUACUGAGCACUUGAUCCCCGCUGUUGCGAGCUGGGUUGGGUCGAGAUAUUCUAUUAGACGACGUACAUACCUUGCUAAUGCUUGGGUUCAAUUUUCCAUCGCAUUGAUCAAACUUUUCGUCCCCGACAAGGCGUUCGACCCGCAAUUGCGACCUGAACUAGAGCUAGGAUAUCAUAAAGGAGUUUCGCGAUUCUUACAGCAGAAACUCGAACAACUACAGGAUUUCGAGAAGUUCUCGACGGGCCAUUCUACAAAUCUACGCUGCAAAUUGGUAGAGGAAGAAAUUGCAGCUUUUGGACCUGCCCCUAGUGCAAUUCAGGCUGUAUAUCGACCACGAAAGUGUGAGCUACCCUCAGUACAAGCAGAAUUCAAUAAUCUAUUACAGAUUAUUCUAAAGGCGGAUAUUAGCUCUAUCUUGCUUCAACAUUACUCGGGAUCGGAAGGGGCCACGCAACAGUUGCAUGUUAUCCACGAAAACAUAUCGAGAAUUGGUUACCGCCUGAAACAGAAAUACCGCGCCUAUGAAGAUAUAACCUUGCCGGUAGUCAACAUGAUCCACUGUCUUGAACUCGGCUUAUACCUAGGACAAGAGGCUACCUCAAUAGUUCCGCAGAAUGAGCUCCCAUCGGGAUCGUUGCUGAACUUGGCACCAUUCCUUGGCGGAAAACUAGAAAACUCGGCUAUACAGACAACUGCAACCCAUAGCUUCGAGUUCCUCUACUAUUCAAGUACGGUAGUUGCGGUAGAAGGGCUGAAAGGAUUGAAGACAAUUGAGCAGAAUACCUUCCAGGCAAUUCAUUCAUUAUACGAUCAAUGGUCCCAGAAGCUUGAAGCGGAUCAAAAAGCCGAGGAGUCGAAGAGAAGUUGGUAUCGUUAUCGGGGUGGGCUAGAUGAGGAAGUGGCAGCAGAACAAGAAGCAUUUGAUGAAUUGUUCCCGACAUUUGACGAAGAAAAUGAGCUGAACCAAAUGGCAAAGCCCAAAGUGGGAGACGCCCGAGCAUUGGCCAUAAAACUAGCCAAAGUGCACAAACAUAUCUUCCUCACCCCACAAGAUGCGUCUGAGAGCAUUAAGAGUCUCAAUAAACUCUUGGCUGGAAAAGCGUCGACGGAUUCUAAUCUAACUAUUUCGGAUCGAAAUUUACUUCCAGCCACAUUAUUGGCUUUGAACGAGAAAUUGGAAGAGAUACGCUCCAACACGUGCCCGGCUGAUUACAACUUUUACACAGAUGGCAAUCUUCCUGAGGCGCGAAGGCUUGUUAAUCUGGCCAAUGAAUUUCGUGCUCGUUUUAGACAGCUUCAGCAAGUCGACGAAAUUGGCCACCUUCAACCUUUGGCAGAUAUCGUGUCAUCUUGCGACAAAAUCCUCCAAAUUGGACAAUCAGAUCCGCUCGCCAGAACAAUAUCCAAGGUUGAGCAACUGCAUGCCUUUGUUUAUGAAUGGCAAUUCGGAGGCUGGGCGAGCAAAGUCUAUGGCGCAUUACCCCUGUACAAUCGCCUAACUGACUUACUUGUUGGUUGGCGAAGACUAGAACUUUCAACAUGGGGUAAAUUAUUCGACAUGGAAGUUAAGAAGAGCGAAGAGGAUGCCAAUUCUUGGUGGUUUAUCGCUUACCAAGCUAUCAUUGCCGUGCCUCUGACUCUAGCUCAAGCCGGAGAGGAUAUUUCACAACACGUCUCCAGUCUACUGAAGGAAUUAGAGACAUACUUCUCGUCAGCGCCCAUUGGACAAUUCGCUAGCCGGCUCGGUCUACUGAAGCAACUUCACAAACAAUUGGAAUUGCUUACGGAGGAUUAUCCUUCAAUGUCAUUAAUUAGGGAUGGCCUUCAGAACUUUAUUAGCUUUUACUCCCGUUAUACUCAGGCGGUCGACAACUCAAUUCGCACUGGAAGGGGACCCCUUGAGAAGCAGAUGAAAGAUGUUCUUCUCUUGGCUAGUUGGAAAGAUACGAAUAUUGUCGCGUUGCGAGAGAGUGCCCGCAAAUCUCACCAAAAACUCUUUAGGGUUGUGCGAAAAUUCAGAGAUAUCCUUGGCCGGCCUAUGAAGCCAAUCAUAGAAGGUGGUUUGCCAGAUGAACCGUUGGAUGAGACCAGCGCCGUCGUGACCCAAACGAAGGUUAUACAUAUCGACCCACAUGCGGUUAAGCUGUGCUCUCAAUACAUCCCUGGCUGGACGGAUACCUACCGAAGAUUGGCUAAUGUCCAGAAGACUACCGACAUUAUGGAUAAACUAAGCCGCAUCCCCGAGUCCGCUUUGGAUGCUGGUGAGGCUACCGAGUCUUUCUUAUCCAAUCUCGAGUCAUCAGCUCUUGAGCUUCGCAAAGAGACCCCCGGAACCCUUACCGAAGAGAAUAAAGCCUUAGUGAAACAUCUGAAGUCACGUAAGCGAAAACUCUUCGCAGAGACUCUAAAAGGAGUUCGGCAGAUGGGAAUUCAUUACAACCUGAGUACCGACGUUCUAUCACGACAAAAUGCGCUCUCUACGGUGCUUGCUACGUCGGAUGCAUUUUUGUCUCAGCCUUUCAAGGAACUAGAAAGCACUGAUUAUUAUUUCCACAAAAUGCUUGAUCUAGCGCCUAAAGUUCGGGGUGCCUCUCAAGAUCAUUCGGAAGACCUGACUAUCGCCGAGGUUGACAGGAGCAUCGGAUUCCUUGAAGGUAUACUUUAUGCCUCGCUAAGUCAAAGGCGUGAGUUGGCAAAAACACUUAGACAACACGAUGCACUCGCGACUAGUUCGAAGUAUAUCUCCUCCAUUAGCACCUUGAAGGUUGGCAAUAAAGUCACAACUCAAAUACUCUCUGGUAAUCAUGAGAGAGCUUCUAUUUGGCUUGUCCAGAUAAUCAAGGUCGGCAUACAUCUUAUUGAGGUGCACGCUAAACUCGGAAAUGUUAACAAUGCGGAGAUUCUCAGCUUACUUAAUGGCUGGUUGGAGAAAAUGAAUGGCUUAUCUGCAAAUUGGAAUUCAUUGCCGGUUUUGCCAAGUGGGGUAACCUCGCUCGAGAAAACACAAUUGGAGAAUUCCGUUAAUUCGAUAUUCAAUGAAUUUCGGAUUGAAUUGAAUGAUGCAAGCCACAAAUGGCCGGCCUUGGCAUUCUUACUUGAACAAAUCCGACUAUGGACCAUCAUCGAUGAACAUUCAAUAUCUACCGAUUCAGCGAUCAAACAACUUGAUGUCGUCCUCAAUGCUACGAAGAGCCUUUGCGAUAGCAUUCUAGUUACCAUUGAGCAAUUCAACAAAAAGGUUACCGAGUUGCCAGCUUCAGAUGAGGAACCUGGAUGGCUUGUCAAGUAUGGCGAGGUUAUGGUUGGUUCCCUAAAAGCUCUACGCAUGAAGAAAAUUGAGAAGACUAUGGGGGAGCUUUUGGAUGUCUUGCCUCAAAUCGAUUUGGCCAAUGAUAAUGCUUCGGGGGCCUUGAGAGCUUUGAUGGCAGUUCUCAACCCGAUCGUGGAUCAAUACCAAGUCAUAUGCAAGCGCGCGGUCGAAAAAUACGCUCGCGUUCAUAGAAGUACUUGCAAACUUGGCUACAAGUUGAGCAAGAGCUUUACCCAAUUGGCAUCUCAAGGCUUUUGCACUCCUCAAGAAAAUUCUGACGAGACAUCUGGUGAGGCUGGACAGCUUGAGAGUGGUACAGGUCUUGGUGAAGGAGAAGGCGCUGAGGAUAUUAGUAAGGAUAUUCAGCCUGAUGAAGAUUUGUCCGAAUUAGCUCAAGAAGCCAAUAAAGAACCCAACCAAGAAAUGGAAGACGAGAAGGACGCUGUUGAUAUGGCCGAUCAAGAGCUCGAGGGCGACCUCGAAAGUAUUGAUGGCGGUGAGGAUAAGGAGGAAGACUCCAAGUCUGGUGAUGAGGAAGAGAGCGGUGAUGAGAUGGAUGAGGAAUCUGGCGAAGUGGAUGAUCUAGAUCCUUCAGCUGUUGAUGAGAAAAUGUGGGAUGGUGAGAAUGAGGAGGACGUAGACAAGGAUCAGCAAGGAGAGAACUCGAAAGGGCAGACGAAGAAAGAUGAGCAAGUAGCCGCUGACGCGCCGCCCGAUACCCAGGAGAUUGAGCCCGGACAAGACGAAGAGCAGGGUGACGAAAACCCUGAUGAGAAUCCUGCUGCCGAAGAAGAGGAAGACGCCAAACCACAGGAUGAAACCAGUAUGCAGGAUCAAAACGUCCAAGAGCAAGAUACACUGGCGCUUCCCGACGAUAUGAAUAUUGAUGGGAGCGACGACGACUUGUCAUCAAUUAGCGACGAUGAGCUCGAUAAGCUCUCAGAUGUGGAUCAAGAGGAACAAAAUGAUAAACGAAUGGACGACCAGGAAAGUGAGAAUGGAGAAGACGCCGAGAUGGAAAUGGCACCUGGCGAUGAUAAAGAUGAACCCGAAGAGAGCGCCGAGAAGGAAGACGAGGCCAAUAUCCAAGAAGAUGGACAGGCGGAUGAGGAGUCAGAGAACCCAAUGGAAGAGGAACGCGAAACUGCUGAAUUGCCGUCUAAGGAUGAAGUCAACGCGGAUAACGAGAACGCUGCGCCAAGUGAUGUGAAGAGCAGCGGGCAGGACCAAGAUCUCAAUCAAACUGAGGAGGCCAAUAACGCUCAGAGUAACACUACUCAACAAGAGGACGGCGAGGUGGGAGAGAAUGCAGCCGAUCAGGAAGCUUGGGCUGGUAAAAAGGGCAGUGUUUCGAAAGCUCAAGAACAACCUUCUCAAGCAGAUAUAGACGAUACCAAGGAUUCUACGACUAGCCAACCUUUCAAGGCGCUUGGUGAUGCUCUGGAGAAGUGGCAUAGACAACAACGAGAGAUCAAGGAAGCUCAAGAGCAAGAAUCUCGGGAGCAAACGAAAAAUGCUGAACAAGAGUCCAAGAUCCAAGAGUUCCAGCAUAUCCAGAAUGACGAAUCCGCUGCGGAUGCCCAAGCGAUGGGUGCUUCAAAUGAAGAGCAGAAACAGCAAAUUGACGAAUCCAUGGCAAUCGAUGACGAAGAUCAACCUGCGGACAGCCGAAUCCUACCCGAGGAAGAAGUCGAGGCAGGCCAAAUGGAUGAAGAUAAGAUGGAUACCUCAGAACCUCUUGACCAUCAAGAUCAGCAAGAGACACAGAAAGAAGAGAGACCUACUGGAGUAUCAACUCGCCAAGGUGCCUACAAUAGGAAUACAACGCCACCGACGAAUGGAGAAGCUCCUUCGGAAGAAGUGGAGGAAGAGAUCCAGGAAACGUCUACGCAACUGUCGAUUACCCACUUAUCGGAACCGAAUAUGGAACUCAGGGAUUUCGAUGAGGCCAUGCAAGAAUGGACGUCUUUCCAAAACAAAACCCAUCCUCUUUCAUUAUCCCUUACUUCUCAAUUACGUUUGAUUUUAACUCCAUCCCAAUCGACAAAACUAUCUGGAUCCUACCGAACAGGUAAACGCCUCAACAUCAAGCGCAUCAUUCCAUAUAUCGCCUCUAGUUACAAGAGGGAUAAGAUAUGGAUGCGCAGAGCUAUUCCGACUAAGCGAUCUUACCAAAUCCUGCUCUGUGUUGACGAUAGUAAGAGUAUGGGCGAAUCUAGUUCCGGCGCACUGGCGUUGGAAUCUCUAGUUAUGGUCUCGCGUGCCCUGACUAUGCUUGAAGUUGGUCAAAUCGGAAUCCUUGGCUUCGGUGCAGAUACCUUCAUGGCACAUGAGUUUACCGAACCGUUCGCCUCGCAUGAUGCCGGUGCCAAGGUGUUGCAGAAAUUCACAUUCGACCAAGACUACACGGAUAUUGAACUCCUCGUCCGACAAACCAUCGAACGCUUCCGACUUGCGCGUCUUCAAAACCCGAGUCGAGGCUCUGAAGACCUCUGGCAACUCGCAUUAAUCCUAUCUGACGGCCUAACACCAUCUGCAUCACACGAAAAGAUCCAGCUCCUGCUUCGUGAGGCCAUGGAAGAACGUAUCAUGAUUGUUUUCAUCAUCAUGGACGACACGGCAAAUAGUAAAGAUAAGCAGAGUGUCAUUAACCUCAAGAAAGUCCGGUUCAUGGGUAAUGAUGAGAUCAAAACGGAGUACUAUCUAGACACGUUCCCGUUCCAGUACUACCUCAUUGUACAUAAUCUUGAGGAUCUCCCUGGCGCGUUGGCGGGCUUAUUGAGGACUUGGUUUGCAGAGGUUAAUUCUUGAGCUUGGAGGUUGGAAGUUGGGGUUUGGACUGGUUGCAUUGCAUUGCGUUGUUUUGAGGGUUGGUUUGGCAUUAGAAUGGGUGUUUAUAGGGCUUGAUAAAAAGAAAUGGACUUGUUUAUAUGUUCUCACAAUU
Molecule: messenger RNA, 10182 nt
Organism: Hypoxylon trugodes
Lineage: Eukaryota; Fungi; Ascomycota; Sordariomycetes; Xylariales; Hypoxylaceae
Exons: 3
Coding region: 207-10049 (3280 amino acids)
Biological process (GO): ribosomal large subunit assembly; rRNA processing
Cellular component (GO): preribosome, large subunit precursor
Molecular function (GO): ATP hydrolysis activity; ATP binding
Source: RefSeq, a predicted model, not a curated record